Molecule: messenger RNA, 7712 nt
Organism: Anas platyrhynchos (mallard)
Lineage: Eukaryota; Metazoa; Chordata; Aves; Anseriformes; Anatidae
Source: RefSeq, a predicted model, not a curated record
GUGAGGUUAUGUGAGGUGACAAGCCUGACAGAGCGCAAACGGUUAUCUCGAAGGAGUCAACAGAGGAGGAACGUGGGCUGGAAAUACUUUGUGAUAGGCUAAGAUCGGUGGGUGGGCUUCCUUUUUUUUUUUCCUUUUUUUUUUUUUGCUGGAGAGGUGGAGUGUGAUGCUGUGAGAAAAGCAUCGUCGUAGCCACGGCCAAGCCUCAUGAACUUCUAAAUGCACGUUGAGAGAAUUAAUUAAAGGUUUUUGUGUUAGUGGCUUCACUAGGAAGUCCCCCUCUUAGCCCUGCUAGGAGAACUUGUGGGAACUGAAGUAAUCUCCCCUCAGGUUUGCUAUGUGGGAACGAUAUUGGGAGAGCUUUGGGGAGUUUUGUAAGAAUUUGGGCCUAAAGCAUCAGCUUUACUACUUCAGGUAUCCACGCUCAUUACUGUCUGCUCGUGCCUAACGCUGCAGACUUGCAUGCGGUUUUUUACAGCAGUUUGUCAGAUACAAGUGACAACAGCACCAGCCUUGUAGCUCAUGCAGUGUAUAAGAAAGUUACUGUUUCUGUAAUUCCUAGUACUACACCUAAAAUUUUUACUUAGGCCCAACUUUAAAUUCUCAUAGGUUAAACCCAGAGAUAUGGAGGAAAUUUUUCUAUUUGUGUGUGAAGUUAUUUGGCACUGUGUUGGUGCUGGGAACAAGAAGUGCUGAAGUGACCUCAAGGUAACCAGUCUUGCAAAUAAGCUGGUUUAAGUUGUUGAGGUUCAGCGUGGCACGUGGAUCUGUCCAUUUACAGAUAUAUAUUUUUUUAAAUCUUUCUUGCUUUCUUAUGCUUCAUUUUAGGGAACACCAGACUUUUAAGUAUCAUCACUUCUGUAGCUAUGUUGCUGUAUAUUUUUCUCAGAUUUAAUCACUUGGGAAGUGCUUUACCAGAAAUAAUUUGGAACUCUGUGGAGAAAUCUCUAAUGCUUUUGAAAAUAAGGCUGGAGCCAUUGGCUGCAAGGAAAAUAACUUUAAGUGUUUGUGAUUGAGGCUGAGUUAAUAUUAAAGAACUGUAACGUGUAACAGGUGAUUUGCUGUUUGAAGUAUCCUCAGAGAAAAAACAUAAAGGGUGGUUGUUAGCAAUUAUUAGGUACAUAGGUUCUUCUGAUGUUACUAAUGAAACAAAUGUCAAAGUGGAAUUAUGUUUUGCCUCCCUAAAACCAGGAUGCAGGUUGGUACUAUGUCUGUCUAAAAUCACUCUUUUUCACUAAGACAGUUAUAAUAUUUGUGCUUUAAAGGUUCGUUGAAAACUACCCUUUCACUAAUCCUUUUCCUUCUUUUUGGACAAAGUCAUGAGGAGACUUGUUGGCGAUAGAAGACUUUAUUGGCAGAAGAAAGGCAGUUUUGGUUGUGACAGAAUUAACAGAUACUUCCUGGAAUGUCUGUGGAUUAGACUGUGUCACUUCUGUAAUGCGGAUAAGCCAUGUCUGUUCCAGCUGAUGAAACGGUGGGGGACCUGCCUGUGAGAGACGUGGGUCUAACUCUAGUUGGAAUCGGAGGAUUACAUGAAUCAACUACACAGAAUGUUAAAGCUCGACAAGCUAUAUCACGAAUCAGUCGACAAGAGCUGGAAGACAAAUUUUUUCGCUUACGUGAUGAGAACAUCUUACUUAAGCAGCAUGCAAACAAGCAAGAGGAGAAGAUUAAAAGAAUGGCCACCAAGUUAAUACGGCUUGUUAAUGAUAAAAAAAAGUCUGAGCAGGUUGGUGGCGGCCCCAAGCGGCUGGGUCAGGCUGUGGAGCUGGAAGAAAUGAUUGAGCGCUUGCAAGAGAGAGUUCGUGAGCUUGAGAAACAAAACGAGAGUCUCCGUGGCAAGCUCAUUUCAACCAAACAGCAAUUCCAGAUCCAAGGCCACAGGCCUAAUUCAUAUAACCAUGUUCAAUCUCGUAUUAACACGGGACUCAAAAAAGUGAAUGAUGCUGCUGGCAUGCUGGAGCACCCAAAAAAAGGAAUGAGAUUUCAGGAUUUAAAAGUGAGAUCACCUCACCUUUUUCUCCCAAGAAAUGGCCAGACUCUGCUUGAGGAUGCGAGGGCUGAAAUACGAAAUCUGGAAAUUGUGAUUGGUUCCCAAAAGAAACACAUUGAGGAGCUAGAAUAUGCCAGAGAGAUGCUUGGGAGUCAGCUAAGAAAGAAAGAAAAGGAGAUUGAAGAAUCUAUCCUACAGCUGAAGGAGCAAGAAACAGCAAGCCAAAGGCUAAACAUCCGGGACAAUGUGGAAAUGAUCAAGGUCCGUAAACAGCUGGUUGAGAAAAGCAAUGCACUUUCAGCAAUGGAAGGAAAACUUCUCCAGCUUCAAGAGAACCAAAGGAACCUGAAGGCUAGCCAUGAUGCUUUAAUAGCAAAAGGUGAUGAGCUAAAUCUACAGCUUAAAGAAGAGCGGUUGAAGAGCCUGAAUCUUGAAAAAGAAUUGCAAGCAGUGACUAUUUCUAAGCAAAGGACAGAGGAGUUACAAGAAAGAAUAAAUGAUCUGGAAAAAGAGAAGGAACUCUUGAGGGAAAACUAUGAUAAGCUGUAUAACAGGCAGCUGACUUUAGGCUCUGCAUCUUUCACAGAUUUAAAAGAAAUCAGUGUCUUCAGUGUGACCCACGAACAGCAAUGGAAAUUAAAGGAAGAGCAACUGAAACUGCGAAUUGCUAAACUAGAAAGUGCUAUCAAAUCUGAUUUAGCAGACAAAAAUGAAAUCCUUGACAAGAUCAAAGUAGAAAGAGACCAAAAGGAAAAGCUGAUGCAAGAGAACAAAGACCUGCAGACAUGCUAUCUGGAAAAUAAGCAACAACUAGAUGAACUGAAAAAUCACAUGAAAUGUUUGACCAAGGAAAGCGAUGUUGAUGCGACAGAACUCAAUGAAGCUCUCUUGCUUAUAAAGGUUCGAAAGCAGCAGAAGAAUGGGGACCUUAUGUUUUUGGAAAAAGUAGAUGAUGAUAUCAAUAAAGAUUUGGAACGCUCAAUGAGGGAGCUGCAAUUAACACAUGCAGAAACAGUGCAAGAACUUGAAAAGACGAGGAAUAUGUUAAUUGUACAGCAUAAAAUUAACAAAGAUUACCAGACUGAAGUUGAAGUUGUGACACACAAGAUGGAAAGUCUACAGAAAGACUAUGAGUUAAAACUGGAAAAGUAUGUCCAUCUUCUUGAUAUUAGGGCUGCACGCAUCAGAAAACUAGAAGCUCAACUAAGAGAUGUUGUUUAUGGUACUAAACAGCACAAAUUCAGACCGGAAAUACUGCCAGAUGAUUCAGUAGAUGAAUUUGAUGAAACUUUGCAUUUGGAAAGAGGAGAGAAUCUUUUUGAAAUUCAUAUCAGUAGAGUGAUCUUCUCUUCUGCAGCUGUGCAUGCUUUUGGUGACCAUGAGCCUGCAAGUUUUUGUACUUACGCAUUCUAUGACUUUGAACUUCAAACAACCCCAGUAGUGCGUGGACAAAACCCAUUAUACGACUUCACUUCUCAGUAUCUUGUACAGGUUGAUGACUGCUUCUUGCACUACAUACAGAGAAACAGUAUCACACUUGAGGUUCAUCAUGCAUAUGGCACAGAUUAUAAAACAGUUGCUGCAUGCCAACUGAAGCUCCAUGAAAUCCUGGAAAAGAAUGGGAAGAUCUACAGCACAGCAGUUUUAGUUGGAAUCAAAGGAAACAUCCAAAAUUAUGGUACUGUAGAAUACUGGAUCAGAUUACGGGUUCCUAUGGAUCAAGCUAUUAGUCUUUACAAAGAGAGGUCUAAGGCUCUGGGGUACAUAACAUCCGGUUUUAGGGAACAUGAACAAUCAUCCCAGCAGCAGAUACUCAGAACUGCCCAAGUCAGCACUUCAACAGAUGGCAAUUUAAAUGAACUCCACAUUACAAUAAAAUGUUGUAACAGUCUACAGUCCCGAAAAAAACAUCUUCAGCCAAAUCCAUAUGUUGUCUACAAGUUUUUUGAUUUUGCAGACCAUGAUACUCCCAUCAUUCCUAGCAGCAACAACCCAGAAAUAGAUGACCAUAUGUGUUUCCAAGUGCCAAUGAAUGCAGAUUUAGACCGAUACCUAAAAUCAGAAUCCUUAACAUUUUAUGUAUUUGAUGAUGGUGAAACAGAAGAAGGUGGUUAUUUAGGGAAAGCCAGUGUGCCUCUUAUUUCUUUAGCACAUGACAGAUCUAUUUCAGGUACUUUUGAACUUACAGAUUCUGAAAGACAGGUUACUGGUGCUAUCAGAGUUGAACUAAAAUGGAAAUUUGCCUACUUACCACCAAGUGCCUCUGUAAUGGCUGCAGACUUAAGGAAUUACAUUCAAAAUGAGGAAUCAAUGGCAAGUAAAUUACUAGCAGAGGAAGAAAUGCAGAAUCCAGUCCCGUCUCCUCUUACUGCAUCAGUGACAGUACCAAUACCCAAACCAAGGCACCGUGCAGCUCAAACAGAGAAGAAAGUAUCUUUUCUGGAUGCUAGUUCAAUACAGAUGGCAGGCUCUGUUGUUGAAAAUGACAUGGAACAUACACGGAAGAUAAAGGCUUCAACAGGUCCAAGCACUUUAGAGGUUAAACAAGAAAGGCUGGCAGAUGGUAAGGUGAAGGAGGUUGCUGAAGAAAUUCAACAAGAAAAAGAAGACCUCUCACAUCUUUCAGAAGGGCAGUUGGCUGACCAAAGCCUAGUUACCUCUGGAGAUGAGACAGAAGUAACUGAAGAAUUGGAAUCGGAAGCAGAUCAAGAUGAUAAAUAUACAAAUGAUGCCACUGAAUCAAUAAUAACUGACAGCGAUGACUGUAUUGUUGCAAGUCCGGUAUCCAAGAAUAUUAAACAGGCAACUGAAAAAAUCCGGAUUGAAAUUAUAUCACUUGGUCUUACUGAGUCACGAAUUGCAGCAGAUGAAACAAUACAACAGCUGUUUGUAGAGUGCAGAUUAUACAACUUAGUUGUAGAAGAGACCCCAGUGUCACUUCCAAAGCCAACAAUUGGUCAGAGGAUUCACUAUAACUACAGCAAUGUGAUACAUGUGGAUAAGGCAAACAAUCGUGCAAGAAGAGAGUAUCUCAAGUCUAUACUUCAAAAACCAGAUCUAAACGCUGACAGUCUACUAUUUACAGUGGUUACCGAUCCCCCAGAAGAUGAACAGGAUCUUGAAUGUGAAGAUAUUGGGUUUGCUUAUGUCAGUUUGAGAGAGAUAUUCCAGAAGGAAAGGGACGUCAUCGAGCAAGAUAUUGAUGUUUUUGAUGCAGAAGAUGAUAGUGCAGUAAUUGGAAAGCUCAAAGUAACAGUGGAAGCCCUCCAUGCACUGCGUUCAGUCUAUGAGGAAUGCAAAGAUGACUAGGAGGCAUGAAAGGGAAGUUUGCCUACAGAAGUUCCUUCUCCCAGUGUAAAUACAUGCUUGAUAGUGCUUCAAAGAUGAGAUCGUUGUAAUUCAUAUGGUAUAUUUAAUGUAUAAUUUAUACGAAAAGGACUCUUGAUUUGUAGUUGUAAAGUUUUGUAUACUUUUCAGUCUGUUUGUUUUUAUAUUUCCCCCCUAAGGCUAAGUAUCUCUCCACAAUGGACAACGUCUUGUAAAUAAUUAAUACCUACAUGAUUGAAUGAUGUGCUUUAUUUGCAUUUUCAACAUUUUUUCCUACAUAAAACAGUAAUAAAAAUGCAAGUCAAAUUUUUAAUUUUUAAUAAAAAAACCAUAAGCCUCAGAAAACUGAUUAAAAAUACUUUUAUGUUAUCCCUAAUCACCCCACUAAAUGGAAUGCCUGUGAUUAGCCUCAUUAAGAAUUUUAUACUGUGAAGAUUUUAUUAAAAGCAAUAUAUGAAAAUUACUUGGAUUAAUGUGUUAAUCUGCCUCUUUAAAAUGCUAAUAUCCAUUUUAUGCACAUUAAAUCUCAGUAUGUGUUUUCUUUGAUGCAUGCAGUUCCUAUCAAUUAAAUAUAAAAAAUGAGGCUAGUUGCAGGACUUAUUAAAUUACUGCAACCUUUUUUAAAUAACUUUUGCCCUUCUACUAACAUUAUAAUCAGCUGUUUAUGAUUAUCAUGAUUUGAAGUAGGGGGGAGGGCAGGCACAAUCAUUUUUCUAUACAGUAGAAGAUUUACUUUCAGCCAACAUCUGUCAAAGCACAAAAAGAAGCCAUAAAGUAUCAGAUUUUGCUUCACAUAGUUUGAGCUGUGGGGACAGGCAACUGCGUUUUUGUUUGUUUUCUGUCACUUUUAGAACUUAUAUCAAACAUACAGUGAAUUGUUGUAUCUGAAUAACCAGUGUCUAGCUUGGAAAGUUAAUUUUCUAGCUUUUAACCAAUCUCAAUGAAGGAUUUAAUUGAUAUUUUUAAUGGAGCUGUGAAUCAGUGCUGCAAAAGGAUUGUCUCUUGAGAACGAGGAUAUAAUACAUUUCAUUUUUUAAUUUACUUUUUUAUUUGUCGUUUUCUUCAAAGGGUUUUAUAGGCUGUGGGUUUCCACUGUUUGCAAACAGGCUAUGUUUCUUUAUAAGCAUAUGUAAAGUAUUCAGAGAGAUAAGUAAUUUAUUAAAAUCUACCUAAUUUGCCGUGAUAUAUUAAAUCUCUGCUUCAGUGAUCACAGACCAUUUCAUUUAGAGAAUUAGGCAUUCCCUCUUUGUGUGAUUAAAGCUCUGGAAAAUGAGUUCUUUGCUCCUAUUUGUGAACAUUCAAAGCCUGCUAAUGGCAAGAAGAUGGAAUAGAUUAUGAGACAAUUCAUUACAGUUCAACAGGAGAAAAAAAAAGUAGCUAUAAUGCAGAAAUGCAAGUAUGAAUAUCUGCAUAUAGUUUGAACCAUCUGUGCUCUAAUGGCUUCAGUAAUGGCUCUUCGUCUUCAGUAGGCUUUGAAAUGACAUCCAUACAAUAUUAAUUUGUUGAUGUACAUUAUGAGGCCAUUGGAAUGAAUAUAUUCUGACCACAGAAAUCUUGAAAUUCCACCAUGAACUGAUUGUUGACUCCAUUUUAGGACCUACUAUCUUCAGGAAUAGUGCUUCUCAUCCAGCUUUCGCCAAUCCUCGCAGUAUUUCAUGGCUCUGGAACUUGGAGGAGACCACAGACAGCUGCAUUCCUAAACCCCUCCAUUCUUCAGUUAAUGGCCAGAUGUUUGUUGUCAUUCGGGUUGGCUCUUAGUUCAUUGUUUUGGCCACUAUUUCUAGCUUUUUUUGGCUCUGCGCAUCUAUAUUGUCAAUAAGACUGUUAUUAUACAUUACAAUAAUUUGAAACAGCUAGAUUCAACACUGAGAUUAACCGAGUGGCUUUUUAGAAAUUUAGUUGCGGUAUUCUGCCAGGAGGUUCUUAUUAUUCUUCUAAUACUUUGCAAACCAAACUAAAUAUCCUCCGCAUAAACAAAGAAGCAAAUUGUCUUGAUUUUUUUUGUGUGUGACUGUUUACUGACUUGCAGGAGAACUAUGUAACUGGUGCUUGUUUUCUUCUGAAAUAAGCCAUGUGGUAAAAUUAGAAAAUCGGUGAUGUUCAUCUCACUUAAACGUUUACAGUAACACCCUUAGCACUUAAUCUUCGCCAUCUGAAGCUGAAAACUUAGAAACCAAGCAUUCGUAUAUUCAUUAAACACAGACCUCUUUGGUAAGUUACUGCAAAAUAUUCCAGUUGACAUUUGGUUACAUCGUGUUAACUGUUCUCAGUGACUCCAACAUUACCAUGCAUAAUUUGCCUCAGGUUGCUGAGCACAUUUCUUUGUAAGUCUCACUAUUAUCCAAGUUUUGAUUUAAAACAAAAUAAAAAAUAAAAAAAAUUGAAAACUUGA